AUGGGGACCAUGGAGGUCCUGGCUGAAGCUCUACCUCCCGAGUGGGAGGUCGCCAUGUCUCGCUCCAAGAACAUGCCGUACUACUACAACGCACAGACGCAGAAGGUCUAUUGGGUGGACGACGAGCUGCCCCGUGGGUGGUCCCACCAAUUCGAUCGCGAUGGUCGGAUGUUCUACUUUCAUGUGCGAGACAAGAACGGCACGAUUUCCUACGAUAAACCCGUGCUACGUACGGACUCUCGUGAUUUUCCAGUACCGUUACUUUCAGCCAAUGAGGAGGAUGUCACUUCGCCCGAGCCAGUUCCUGUGCCAGCGCCGUCCUAUGACAAGAACGAGUCACUUCAUGGCUACGUACAUCUAGAGUCAGGCGACCCGCCGGUUCUUGAGAGGAAGAAGUCCAAUUCUCUUAUGGAUCUAUUGAGUCCAGGACCGCCUGCACUUGGAGACGAGGAGGCUCCGCUGCGAGAAGACGAGACGCUUCAGUCGCCAGUUGGGAUAGCCCCUACGUCAAGGGCGAUGCAGAUUUCCAACUUGGUUACAGGUCCUGAGAGACCGUUGCAACGAGGUAAGCGGUCGUACAGUGCCAUAUCGAAGGAGCAAGACGAGGAUGUUCUUCAGGGAAGUGCACGCGAGAAAGACCAGGACGCUGCUGCAGCGUUUUACAACCAGUUGCAGCGACGUGCACAGAGCGACCGAGCGGACAGUUUGCUGUUCCACAUGCGUGCGCUAAACAACUGGGUGAAAUCCGUCUUGAUCAAUGAGUACUCGCGACGUGACGGGGAUCGCGUGCUGGACUUGGCGUGUGGCAAAGGUGGCGAUCUCAUGAAGUGGACGAAGCGCAACCUUGCCAUGUACGUGGGUGUGGACAUUGCUCAAAAGUCAUUGGAAGAUGCUGUCGAGCGGUACACUUCGUUCUCGCGUGGCGGAAGAGGAGGUAACGAUCGGCAUAAGAAAAGUACCGAGGCGCACUUUGUGCAAGGUGAUCUAGGUGUGGUAGACUUGCUGCGCGACGAGAUGCACUGCUGGAACGAACAAGAAGGUUGGCACGACGCGGUGCCGCUGCCGAGCUCAGCAGUCAGCAGCUUUAGUAUCGUGUCGGUCCAAUUCUCGUUCCACUACAUGUUCGGUGACGCGGAGCGUGCGAACCGUUUCUUUUCGACAGUCCAUGAGCUACUUGCAGAUGGUGGUAUGCUUAUUGCAACGACAGUCGAUCCGAACAAAUUGCUGAUGAAGUACUACCAAGCGUUGCGGCCACCAGAGGACGAGAUGGACGACCAAACAUGUAACAAGUCUGACGUGAGCAUCGUGGACGAGAAGAACCGUGAGGUGUGCAGCAUUCGGUUUGACGCGAACACGCGUGCUCAAUUGUCAGGGCCCAAUGCAGCACCAGAAGGCGCGUUUGGCCUGCGCUACAAUUUCACGCUGCGUGAUCGCGUGGAAGAUGACGCUGAUGGUGGGAACAGCGGCCAAGCCGUAGAUCUACCGGAGUACUUGGUACCAGACGAUUUACUGGCCAAGCUACUACGUGAGCACGGCUUUGAGCUUUUGUUGAAGCAGAAUUUCCACCGCUUCAUUCAUCUCCACAAAGACCAAGACCACAAUCGCACACUGCUGGAAAAGAUGCACGUGACGAACAUUCGCGGCUCGAUCUCGGACGCAGAGUGGGAAAUAGCAGGUCUCUACCAGGUUCUUGCGUUCAAAAAGACCUACUAA
This is a messenger RNA of Peronospora matthiolae, 1713 nucleotides long. Lineage: Eukaryota; Oomycota; Peronosporomycetes; Peronosporales; Peronosporaceae. The record is from the annotation of a GenBank genome assembly.